Symbiodinium pilosum is the source of this 567-nucleotide messenger RNA. The record is from the annotation of a GenBank genome assembly. Lineage: Eukaryota; Dinophyceae; Suessiales; Symbiodiniaceae.
AUGCAGGAAAUCGAGAAAUGCUGCAAGCUGGCCGGGCCCAUCGAUAUUCUUAUCAACAACGUCUGUGUUCAGUUGGAGGCUCCCUGUCAUGAGCAUAGCCUGGAAGAUUGGAACAAGACCUUGGCAAUCGGGCUGACAUCUUACUUCCUGUUCUCCAAGCACUGCCUGCCGCAUAUGCUGGAGAAAGCACAUGGCGCCAUUGUCAAUAUCGCAUCUGUCCAAGGGACGCAAUCUCAGCCUCGGGUUCCAGCUUAUGCAGCGGUGAAAGGGGGCGUCCUCUCACUUACACGGCAGCUUGGAGUUGAGUAUGCAUCCAAAGGCAUCCGGGUGAACUCCGUGAGCCCUGGAACCAUUGCUACACCACUGGUGGAAGGCAUUCUGCAGCGAGCUGGCUCUUCACGGGAGGUGGCAGGGCGGGCCUAUCCUAUGAAGAGGAUUGGAGAGCCCAGCGAGGUGUCCAAAGUUGUCCUAUUCCUCGCAUCCGAUGAUGCCAGCUUCGUGACGGCGGAGAAUAUCACUGUGGAUGGUGGCAUCAUGGGCCUAGGGGGCUGGGCCACUUUUGUCUGA